Molecule: messenger RNA, 2136 nt
Organism: Caenorhabditis bovis
Lineage: Eukaryota; Metazoa; Nematoda; Chromadorea; Rhabditida; Rhabditidae
Source: the annotation of a GenBank genome assembly
AUGCCACCGUUUAAUCGCAGUGAGAAGAUUUAUCAACUUUGCACCGACCAGAACGAUCGAAUAUUUCUGAACAAUAAUGAUGGAGGAGUGCUAAAAUUUUAUUUGGAAAAAUAUAUACUAUGCUGGCCGGACUAUGUUCGAUUUGUCCCAAACAAGCAUCAUGCCAUUGUAUGGUUCUUAAAAUCAUUAAGAGGCUGCGAAGUGAAUCAAAUCUUCAAAUAUCCCAAUAAACGACAAAAAGAUUACGAUCGCCGAUUUCAACUCAGAUUCCUCAAAUAUACAUAUGCGCUGAUUUGUGAAAAAGGCCAUUUGAUACCGCAGAAAGAACAUUUUUAUUUAUACGUGUACUCCGGAAUAUUCAACACGUUGUAUCAAGUCGACAAUCCGGAUAGACAGUUGAUUUGCGAUCGCAUAUCCGAUGUAUACUCCGAUUUGUAUGGUCGAUGUUAUGUGCCGCAUGUUGAGAAGAGGCAGUCAAAAAUAAAAGAGCGUUGCAAUGGAAUUUCGGCGCCGUUGCUCAAAUUUCAGGAUUUCUUUCAGCGAUUUUCACGAACAUGUGACACAUUUGAUGAAUUUGUGAAAAGGAAUAACACCAUAUCAAAUAUUGGAUUAGCUUUAACCGAAGACGUGACUUUCAUGAAUCUUCUCAGUUCGAACUUAGUCUCAAAUAUUCAUUCAGACUCGGAGCUGCCGUCUCUUGUCCUUAAGACAAGGCUUCUACUCCAACACUUUUCAUUGGCUGCAAUAAAAUUGUGGAACCAAUUAGAGACGGUGAAAGCUUGUCGAAUGGAAACCCAUGCACUUCAUGCAGAAAGCUUUGUGAAUGAGACUGAGGAGGAUAAAUCUCUAAGAUUGAGUAAUCUAAUUACUCACAAUUGUUGCCCGUCAGGAAACAUUCACAUUUGUGAUUUGAACAACGAGCGGAGCUAUCGAAGUCUUGCUGAAUAUGCACUCCUCGGAUUUCGCGUUGAAGCGGUUCUUCUCAUUGCGGUUUUCUUCAACACGGUUCUCCUCGCGUUUCUACUUCUCAAGACGAGAAAAAAUCUCUCGACGGCCACCGUUCUAUUCGUCUUCAAUAUAAUGUUUUCAAAUGUUUUAUUCAUGAUGUCAUUCUCAUUCUUCUUCAUCGAUCUGAUCUCCAGUAAAAGUUAUGGAGCAGUGAACGAAGAUUAUCAAGAGAAAAAGCCGGAGCUAAUUGUCGCUGAGACGUUGCAAACUCAUUUGUUCGCUUCUGCCGAGUUCCGAAAGCAUUUGAUACAGGAAACUCUCUAUUCGCUGGCACAGAAUGGUAGUCUAACUGGCCUUAUUCAUCUGCUGGUUCUUGUUUUGGUGGUUAUUAACCGGUCAAUGUCUGGCAAAUCGAUACAUUUGUCGAAAAUUUCGGUGAUCUCAGUUUUCGCUUGCGUUUGGAUAUUUCUAAUUGCCUCACAUGCGAUGUUCUCAACAAUGCAGAUGAGCGCGAUUCAAAAUCUCGACGAACUUUUUUCGACGCUAGCAAAAGGUCGAGUAUCGCUGAGUUGCAAUGCUGCUCAAAACUCGGGCUAUGAGGAGAUUGCGGCGCAUUGCGAUCGGACAGCAAUCUUUCAUGCAUUUGGGGCAUACUUAUUAAGGGGUCACACGUUGUUCACCGUUCUAUUUCUUUCCGCUUCAAUUGUGAUUUUCGUGAUCACUGUGACAUACCAUAUCAAAGUUCGCCGGCAACAUGACAUUAUUCACAAUGAGAUGAGCAGCCGGAAACGUGCUCGAGCUCAAUCACCACAUCGUCGAAGGGAACGAUUAUUUCACACUCUGAUCCUCUCGAUCGUCACCUUUUUCUUCUCUGUUCUCGGACAAACUUAUAUUGAAAUUGCUGUUUUUUGGGUUAACGAUAGGGAGGAUAUUGCGAAGCUGUCAAAAUGGUACCACUUGACGAGAAUCUUGGCAUUCGUCGAUCCAGUUUUGAAUCCGCUUAUUGUUGUGCUUCGGACGCCGGCGCUUCGCCGCCAAUUACGGUCACAAUGGACCGAUUUACGAUCACGUACAUUGUCGCGGUCGCGCUCGAAAGAUGGCAACGUGCGACGCCAUAAAAGUGUCACGUAUGGAUUUGAAAAAGAAAUGAAUACAAAACGAGAAAUCGAGUUUUGCGCAUUUUUAUAG